AUGCCCUUCCCUUCGGCGAGCGCAGCUCCUCGGGGGUGGGAAGGCUGGGAGCCGCUUCCGCGCAGCCCCCGGUCCGUGGAGCUCGGGGCCGGUGGGGCGGGUCGGGCCCAGGGCGGUGCGGCCGCGGUCCGGGCGGUGUCGGGAGGGGCCCGCGCCGCGGCUGGUGCAGAGCCGUCCUUGGGGCCCGGGCGAGCGGACCAGAGCCACCAGGAGGUGGGCGUGGGGAGGGAGCGCGGCCCGGCCGGUGGGACCCGCGCUGUCCCUCGUGGGGGGCGGAUAGGGGACCCCAGUGCCGCAGCUGUGCAUCCUCAGCCGCUGGUCUUCCCGGUUUUCCCCGUCUCCAGGACGGGAUUUGCCUGGUACACAACAGAAAACAAUUUCAACAUGUCAUCAGUCAAGCGCUUGGUUUAUGCAGUCAUCCAUUUCUUGAGAGAACAGAGUCAGAUGGAUACUUUCACUCCAGAUGAACAAGAAAGCCUGGAAGUUGCAAUUCAGUGUCUGGAGACUGUGUUUAAGAUUACCCUGGAAGAUACUCAUCUUGCAUCCUCACAGCAUUUGAUAGAAAUGUUCACAAAUUCUAUUCAAAAGAAUGACAUGCUGCCUCUCUCACGUUCUUUACCAGAAGGUGUUGUAAAGGCUGACCAACUAAAGGAUGAAGGUAAUAAUCAUAUGAAGGAAGAAAAUUAUCGUGCUGCAGUGGAUUGUUACACUAGGGCUAUAGAGCUGGAUCCAAACAACGCAGUCUAUUACUGCAACAGGGCUGCUGCUCAAAGUAAGCUCAACAACUUCAGGGAAGCAAUAAAGGACUGUGAGAGUGCCAUAGCAAUAGAUCCAAAGUACAGCAAAGCAUAUGGAAGAAUGGGAUUGGCUCUGACCUCAGUGAAUAAAUAUGAAGAAGCAGUUAACAGUUAUCAAAAAGCACUGGACCUUGAUCCAGAGAAUGACUCUUACAAGUCAAAUUUGAAAAUAGCAGAACAGAAACUAAGAGACGUGUCCAGUCCUACUGGAACUGGACUGAGUUUCGACAUGGCAAGCUUGAUAAACAAUCCUGCCUUCAUUAGUAUGGCAGCCAGCUUAAUGCAAAAUCCUCAAAUUCAACAACUGAUGUCAGGGAUGAUGUCAAAUGCCAUUGGUGGCCCUGCUGCUGGGGUUGGUGGCCUUUCGGAUUUGUCCAGCCUGAUCCAUGCGGGGCAGCAGUUUGCACAGCAGAUACAGCAGCAGAAUCCUGAGCUCAUAGAGCAACUGAGAAAUCAUAUCCGGAGCCGAUAUUUGAGUGGCAGCACUGAAGAACAUUCCUGA
Molecule: messenger RNA, 1299 nt
Organism: Motacilla alba alba
Lineage: Eukaryota; Metazoa; Chordata; Aves; Passeriformes; Motacillidae
Gene: SGTB
Product: small glutamine rich tetratricopeptide repeat containing beta
Exons: 11
Coding region: 1-1299 (432 amino acids)
Biological process (GO): post-translational protein targeting to endoplasmic reticulum membrane
Cellular component (GO): TRC complex; membrane
Molecular function (GO): molecular adaptor activity; protein binding
Source: RefSeq, a predicted model, not a curated record